This is a messenger RNA of Oppia nitens, 1264 nucleotides long. RefSeq lists its product as uncharacterized. The record is from RefSeq and is a predicted model, not a curated record. Gene Ontology annotation, molecular function: translation activator activity; RNA binding; protein binding. The coding region runs from base 65 to 1204 and encodes 379 amino acids. Gene Ontology annotation, cellular component: cytosol. Gene Ontology annotation, biological process: regulation of translational initiation. Lineage: Eukaryota; Metazoa; Arthropoda; Arachnida; Sarcoptiformes; Oppiidae. The transcript has 4 exons.
UCUAAACCUUUUAGUAAAAUUUUUAUAAAUCUUAAGUAUAUAAUAGUUGACAAUUAAUGAUAAUAUGUGGUCUUUAAUUGAUCCGACAACACAAACAACUGUAUCUCAAGUGCGACAAAAACCACAGAAGGUGGUUUAUAAAUAUGUAAAACCUUCUCAACCCAUAUAUCGACCUCCAUCUGCAAGAAUAGCAUUUAAUAGAAACGAAUCGCCAGAAUCUCAAAGUGAAUCCACGACUUUACUCAUGCAUACAAACUAUGAUAACUUUCAGCCAUUGAGAAGACCCCAUCCGUUGGGAAAUACACUAAAAAUUUCUGAGUCACCAAUUAAUAGUCCUCUGCGGCGAUCAAAAUCAUUUUGCGCUAAAGAAAUGAAUAAUCACGACUCGAUGGGACAUCUCAUGUCAAUUGAAGACAUUUCGUGGGAAAAUGUGGUAUUAGUGAGAGAAGCCAUCGAAAAGACUGACUCGAUGUCCACAAAUCAGUUGAUGCAAAUCGUACGCAUCAUUUGCAACAAAGCUUUGGAAAAGUCAUGCUAUUGUCACUCAUUGGCCAUCUUAUGUCUGACCAUUGAUAAGAAACAAUGUAAACCGAGACCACAUUUGUUCAUUGAAUCGCUUGUCAAUUGUCUGAGAGAAUGGUUUAACGAGAGGGACAAACUCCGGUUGACUACUGGAGGAGCCCGAAGAUGGACGGCAUACGUCACCUUUCUGUCGGAACUGUAUCUCAAUUUGCGUAAAGGAGUUAAUCAUCGAAAUAAUACUAUUGAAUCAUAUUAUGAUAAUACCAACGAUGAAGUUAUUGAAUCCGAUGAACAAGAGUCGGAUCAAUCUGAAGACAAACAACAAAUUAGCGAAACGUUGAGCGUAUCGUUGAAAGUCAAACAACAAAAACAUUUAUAUCUUUUACUAUACGAUUCAUUGCAAACAAUAUUACUGAACCCAAACUCGACGCCCACUGAAAUUGAAUGCUUGCAGUCUGUCCUCCGAUCAUGCGGCAAAUAUCUGGAAGAAGACAAUGCCUGUCGUAUGAAAUCACUGAUCAGUUUCAUUAGGGAUACCUUUUUAGCUGAUCCUCAUAGCAAUAAUCAUCAUAUGAAUUGUCAAAAAUUGUAUUUAGAGAUCAUAGAGUUGGCUUCCAGUCGGUGGCACUUCAAUGCCGACCAACAGAUCUAUUAUUUUCCGUACACUAAAAGCGAUCAUUAAUUUCGAUAACGACUUAAUUGAAAUAUCAAUUUUUUUUGCUUACGAUUUACGAAACAAUUU